Molecule: messenger RNA, 423 nt
Organism: Tetrapisispora phaffii CBS 4417
Lineage: Eukaryota; Fungi; Ascomycota; Saccharomycetes; Saccharomycetales; Saccharomycetaceae
Gene: FPR2
Product: peptidylprolyl isomerase family protein FPR2
Exons: 1
Coding region: 1-423 (140 amino acids)
Biological process (GO): protein peptidyl-prolyl isomerization
Molecular function (GO): peptidyl-prolyl cis-trans isomerase activity
Source: RefSeq, a predicted model, not a curated record
AUGGCUAAACUACAAGUACUCUUAACAUUUUUAUUUUGUCUAAUAACGAGCAUUCAAGCAUACGAUCGCUUAGAAAACCUGGAAAUUGGUAUAUUGAAGAGAGCUGUACCAAAAGGAGAAGAUUGUGAGGUAUUUGCCAAACCGGGAGACAAGAUAAGUGUCCAUUACACUGGAUAUUUGAGAGAAACCAAUGAGAAAUUCGAUUCCAGUUUAGAUAGAGGCACUCCAUUACAAUUCACCUUAGGUACUGGGCAAGUCAUUCAAGGUUGGGACCAAGGCUUGGUGGGGAUGUGUGUUGGCGAGAGCAGGAAGAUCCAAAUUCCAAGCGCGUUAGGUUAUGGGUCCCGUGCCAUUGCUGGUGUUAUUCCAGCUGACUCUGAUUUAACAUUUGAAUGUGAACUAGUUGAUGUCGAAAGUAUUUAA